AUGAUGAAAGAGGAAACACAGCUUUCAACAACGAGUUUGGAAUUUUGUUGGCAGAUACGGAAUAUUGGGGGUGAAAAUUUGUCGACUUCUGACGACCAUUUGGUUUCCGAUAAAUUUGGCAACCAAAAUUACACGUUCUUUUUACAACUUUCAAGCAAAAGCGAAUUACGUAUUCGUACAGCAGACGUCGUAAAUCCGGUAAACGUGGAAUGCUAUUUUCUUACUGCUGGAAAUAUUGGUGAUGAUAGGAUAGAACCAAUUUUGCAUAAACCUCGUUUAAUAACCAUUGGUGCCGAUUGGAAAUUGGUUGCAAGGCUGAAUCGUGCUUUAGUGUCAACUCUUUCUUGCCUAACCAUCAUACUCAGGCUAGAGCUCACCGUACUUGACAGUGUUGAACAAGAAGUUACGAAAAAUGAUCAAGCUACUGCAAGUGCAGCUUUACGGCGAAUGCUGGAGAACUCAGUAGAAACAGAUUGCCGAAUUAAGGUUUUGGAUCAUGAAAUAAGGGCUCAUCGGUGCGUUUUGGCAGCAAACAGCAAACUGUGGAACAAAAUUUUUUUGGCUCAAUCACCAACUCCCUCAGCUGGUGACUCUGUGAUCGAAAUUGAUGACUAUGACUAUAACUCGGUGUUAGCAGCAGUGGAAUUUUUGUAUACCGGUUCUAUGGCAAGAGCUCUCAAUGUACUGAAUGACGUAAAAAGUUUAGCGAAAAAAUAUGAGAUUGACUCGUUAACUGCCAAAUGCGAUGAAGUACGCUACGAAAUAAUGAACGGCCUUGUCGGCUUCAAUGCUGCUUUACUGUUGUCACAGAAGAAGUUUUCAUUAAAAUUAAUUGAUACGUGUGCAGCGUACCUUUCUCGUUUUUGCGAUGAAGUUUUGACCUCGGAUGUGUGGAGUCUUUUCAGAAAAGGGACGCCAAAAUCUGCUUUUGCCUUAAUGGAACGAUCACUGGAGCUUUCAAAUGGAGAAACACCGCCUUUACUUGCAAGUAUUAGCAAGGAAAAUCGACUGGAACAAAUUCAGAGCUUGAAAAGCGAUGCAAACGAAAAUAUUAUGCUUGAAGAAGAAGCUGUAGCUGCAAUCCGUGAACUGAAGCCAGAGGUUGCGAAGAUCAGCAUUGCCGAGAUGCUGCCGCAAACAAACCAUAUCCUUUUUCUGAAUAUGACAACACUGGAAGGUCGGUCGUACACGCUUGAAUUAACUAUGAAAGGUUGGCGAAUUGCUUCCUUGAAACCCGAUAGCAUGGAAGGAGAUUUUACACAAGUAUAA
This is a messenger RNA of Enterobius vermicularis (human pinworm), 1269 nucleotides long. Lineage: Eukaryota; Metazoa; Nematoda; Chromadorea; Rhabditida; Oxyuridae. The record is from the annotation of a GenBank genome assembly.